UGAGGCUGCCUGCUCCUCCUUUCGGAUCCGGAUCAUGCAAGCUUUAUUCAGUCUCCAGUCUGCAUACCUUUGUGUUUGCAUCAAGUUGGGGAAGUCCGAAAACUGCGUCGCUGCAGCACUGGCGAGCCCCGACCAAUGAGCCGAACAGAACGUGCUGUGAAUCCUGAACACAGUUUGGAGUUGAUUUUUUUUAUUCAUUUUUUAUUGAAGUGCAGCAUCUUCUAAUCGAAUUACAUCAGCUGUUCAUUGACCCUUCUAACUUGGACUUUUUGUUAAUUGCAUUUAUUGAUUGAGAACACACACUCGCCAAGUUUUGUUUUUUUGGUCGACAUGGCGGCACUCUUUCAGAGAUUCAGCGGCCGGAUCAACACAAACAAAUCCUUCCCGAGCCCACCAGAGGCUAACCAUCUCCUCGGGCAGGGUGUGGAGGGGGAGCGGACGGCAGAGAGCCAGCGACCCCGGCACCAGCACCGGCAGCAAUGCGAGGACGAGGAUGAGCUGGUGGGCAGUAACCCUCCGCAGAGGAACUGGAAGGGAAUAGCGAUCGCCCUUCUUGUUAUUCUGAUCAUCUGCUCACUGAUCGUCACCUCCGUCAUUCUGUUGACACCAGGUGAAGAUGACCAACUGGCUCUCAAGGGCAAGAUGACUGUUGCAGACCUCUUUAGAAAAAAAUUCCAGGUUCAUGACCCUAACGCCAAAUGGAUAAGCAGUUCUGAGCUUAUAUAUCGGAAUCGUGAUGGCGAUGUUAUUAAGUUCAAUGUCGACACUGAUGAAAAGACCAUCUUGGUGCAUAAAAAGAAGUUUGAAAUGUACAAAGCCAGCAAGUAUGAGGUGUCUCCUGAUUUGAAACAUGUGCUGCUGGCCUACAACGUCGCACCGGUGUACCAGCAUUCUUACACAGCCUUCUAUAUCAUCUGCAGUCUGGAUACUCCGGCGACCUGGAACUUGAACCCUCCAGAGGUGCGAAAUGCUCAGCUGCAGUAUGCAGGCUGGGGACCCCAAGACCAGCAACUGAUCUUCAUUUUUGAGAACAACAUCUACUAUCGCUCCAGGGUAGACAACCGCUCCAUUCGUCUGGUGUCUACUGGCAAGGAGGGCGUCAUUUUCAAUGGGCUCAGUGAUUGGCUGUACGAAGAGGAGAUUUUCCAGUCCCACAUUGCGCAUUGGUGGUCUCCUGAUGGUGCCAGGUUAGCUUAUGCCACCAUCAAUGACACCCUGGUGCCAAGGAUGGAGCUGCCCAUGUUUACAGGCACACCCUACCCAACAGGAAAAGAGUACCACUACCCUAAGGCUGGGGAGGAGAACCCUGUUAUCACCCUGUCUGUUGUGAAUCUUAAUGGCCCACUUCACACCAUCGAGAUGAGGAGACCUGAUGAUCCCAGGAUGGGAGAGUUUUAUGUGACCAUGGUGAGAUGGGCCACCACCACCAAACUGGCCAUCAACUGGCUGAACAGAGCCCAGAACAUCUCCAUACUCACACUGUGUGAGGCCACAACAGGCGUCUGCACAAAGAAACAUGAGGAUGAAAGUGAAGGAUGGCUCCACAGACAGAAUGAGAAACCUCUGUUUUCCAGAGAUGGGAUGAAAUUGUUUUUCACCCGUGCCAUUCCUCAAGGCGGCAGGGGAAAGUUCUUCCACAUUUCCAUGUCCGUCUCCCAGCCCAACACCAGUAUAGACACGCUACAGUCCAUCACGUCUGGAGACUGGGAUGUCACCCAAGUCCUGGCCUACAAUGAGGACAGCCAAUUGAUAUACUUCUUGAGCACUGAGGAUGGUCCUAUGCGAAGACAUUUGUACAGCGCGGACACCUUUGGUUCAUUCAAUCGCCGCUGUUUGUCAUGUGCCUUGUCUGACAGCUGUGAUUACAUCAGUGGGUCUUUCAGCCACAACAUGAGCUAUUUCCUGCUCAACUGCAAAGGACGCAACAUCCCAUUUGUAGCUGUUUACAAGACGCAGAGAGACGGAGAAAGUGAGACACAAGACAGGGAGAGUAUUGCAGAAGUACAUAACCUGGAGAGCAAUGAGAACCUGCGGCUGACCCUGGACUCCAUGCAGAUGCCCACUGUGGAGUACAAGAAGAUCGAAAUUGAUGACUACACCCUGUCCAUGCAGAUCCUCAAACCUGCCGGCUUCGUGGACACAUCACACUAUCCUGUGCUCCUGCUUGUCGAUGGGACACCUGGUGGUCAGACGGUGGUGGAGAAAUUCCACUUAGACUGGGCCACAGUGCUGGUGAGUAGCUUUGGAGCUAUUGUGGUGCGCUUUGACGGGCGAGGCAGCGGCUUCCAGGGCACCAACCUGCUGCACCAGAUCCAGAAUAAACUGGGGUUGUAUGAGGAAGAGGAUCAGAAGGCAGCACUCAGUUCUAUUUUGAAAGAGUCCUAUGUUGACAAAACCAGGGUUGGAGCUUUUGGAAAGGUGUAUGGAGGCUUUGUGACCAGCCUUUUGGUCCGGGGCGAUGAAUCCCCUGUGAAGUGUGGAGCAGUCCUCUCACCCAUUACCGACUUUGAAUUAUACGCGUCGGCAUUCUCCGAGAGAUAUCUUGGGCUGCCUAAACCCGACCCGAGGGCAUACACAAUGGCAAAUUUAGCUCACAAAGCCUCUCAGUCCAUGGAUAAUAAGUUUCUUAUAAUUCAUCCGACAGCCGAUGAAAAGGUCCAUUUCCAACAUACAGCAAAAUUCAUCAACCAGCUCAUCAAUGAAAAAGCCAACUACACGUUACAGAUCUACCCUGAUGAAGGCCACUUCAUACACAGUGAGGCAACAAGGCAGCACCUCAGCCAGUCCCUGGUGAACUUCUUCGAGGAAUGCUUCAGGCUACCAGAACGAGUGUUCGAGGAGGCCCUGGAAGAGGAGAGCGAAGAUGAGGGUUAGCUUUGCCUGAGGCUAGUGUGCCCCCAAUCCUUCCUACCCAUGCUACCUUACCUCCAUCCUGUCCCUGUGCCCAAGCACAACACUGGAAUACAAUUGUCCACAAUAUGCAACUCUUGUCUGUUCUCACUUAAUUGAUUCGCAUUUGGACUCCCUGUGUCCGCAUUCUGAACCUGACACUGCCCCAACAGCAGAUGACGGAUAGAGUCCUACAUCCAUCCUUUCAUCUUCUGCCCUGAGUUCGAAUCCAGAUGGCCCUUGAGAGAGCCGACAACAAAAUUAAAUGUACUGAUUGAUUCAACUUUACAGCAGGUUGGACUAGCUCCUCAAAAGCAAAGAAGACGAAGCCUCAGCUUUCACACAGACAUUCAAGCUGAGGACAAGGGACACCUUAUAGCACAUAACUUGUGGGCUUGUAUAUUAUUCAAAUUCAGACACCAGGUGAAGAACACUGGUUAAAGGUGUUCAGGGUGUCUGGAAUUGUGGCGAUACAGGAAAUGUUACUAUUUUUAAAGUUGUGAAGAACUUUCAUGUUGGACUGUGGUUGUGUCUAUUGUUAUUGCAGUUUGUAAAAUAGCACACAAGCGUUCACUCUGAUAUUAGAAAUAUAUUUCUUUUGUUAUUCAUAUUUGCCCUGAUGUUCAUCUCGUACCCUCAAUUUUAUGUUUCUCAGUGAUACUGGCAAAACAUGUUCAACAAUGUUUUGCAGUUUUAUCAAAUGUGUUUUUGUUUUUUUCAAAUAACAGAAGUAUCAACUUCUUUUAGUCACUGUGCCUUACUUUGUCAGAAAACAUUCAACUGUGGGAUUGCAUUUAUGAAAUAUAAGUUUUUUUUUUAGGAAUGUUGUGUUCUUUGGAAGUUAACCUAUUAACUUUACUUCUUCUUGAGAGUUGGAAGAGAGACUUGGUUCCACAGAAAAAAAGCUAGAUUAGCUUUGUCAAAAAGUAGAAAAAAUAGCUGAACUGACAAAAGUGUAAAAACUACAAGUUGUCAUUUUAUGGGACAUUAAUAACAGUGGUAUUUAUAUUUUCAUCUAACUCUCAUAAAGAAAGUGAAUAUGUAUUUUUCCCCACAUAGUAGCUGUUAUAUAAAAUAUAUAGGAAUGAAAUUGAUCAUUCUUAAUGUUAGCUAGGCAUAAUUUGUCAUUGACACACUGAAGGGAUUUUAAAGUUUCACAGAAAAAAUAUGAACCAUUCUCUGGAAAUAUUUGCAUUGAUUUCACACCAAAAUGUACAGAAUCUGCAUGCAUCAUGGCUUAUAAGAAGUUUGGGAAUGGUUGAUGAGGGAAAUGUAUAAUCAGUGCAGGGACAGCUGUGUUUUUAUUGAAAGCACUUUCUCAUUUCCCCUUGGUUUUUUUGAGUGGAGACACAUAGUGUGUGACAAGGUUGAAGGCAAGCCUGAGCAACAUCUAAGUUAUAUAAGGGGUAAAAUGGUCUAAUGCAGAAAACGGCUUAUGAACUGAUACAUUCUAAAGGUACAAUAUGAUUUCCCAUCUUUUAUUUAUUUAUUUAUUUGAAUGACCAUUCGUGUUUCGUUCCAGUGCAUGUAAAGAUUUUAUUUACAGCACUAUCCAUGAUGGUUCGGUUCCAGAUGGUAAUUUUUGACAUCUUGAAUGUUCCUUACUGGAUUUCAUAAAUGACAUUUCCAGUAGUAUUGUGAUUGAGAUCCCAGUCUCGUCAGCUUCAUGUGUAACGGUUAUUCAAAUAUCAUUUUAUUCUAAAGAGAAAAUAAACAAUAUUACUGUUAUUGUGCAUAAAGCAUUUUGGAAGUUA
Molecule: messenger RNA, 4643 nt
Organism: Eleginops maclovinus (Patagonian blennie)
Lineage: Eukaryota; Metazoa; Chordata; Actinopteri; Perciformes; Eleginopidae
Product: dipeptidyl aminopeptidase-like protein 6
Exons: 26
Coding region: 331-2874 (847 amino acids)
Biological process (GO): regulation of potassium ion transmembrane transport; proteolysis
Cellular component (GO): plasma membrane; voltage-gated potassium channel complex
Molecular function (GO): serine-type peptidase activity; potassium channel regulator activity
Source: RefSeq, a predicted model, not a curated record